Messenger RNA from Corticium candelabrum, 2842 nucleotides. Its product is annotated as integrin beta-3-like. Lineage: Eukaryota; Metazoa; Porifera; Homoscleromorpha; Homosclerophorida; Plakinidae. The transcript has 25 exons. Gene Ontology annotation, biological process: cell migration; cell-matrix adhesion; cell adhesion mediated by integrin. The record is from RefSeq and is a predicted model, not a curated record. Gene Ontology annotation, molecular function: integrin binding. Gene Ontology annotation, cellular component: focal adhesion; cell surface; integrin complex. Bases 127 to 2592 code for a protein of 821 amino acids.
CACGCCCAUUCUCACCGCACAUACAUAUCGACAUUCCAGAGGCUCCAGUCGACGACCGUACAUCUCCACAGUAGACUUCAUUGGUGUUAUCCGGGACCUCCGAACGGUUUCUUGUGCUAGAGAAUCAUGGAGGGACGUCACGGCAGUAUUCUAGCAGUUCUAACGCUACUAGUACUUCUCCGCUGCAUGCGGACACAAGUCAACGAUUGUCUAGGCAGAGAGACGUGCGACAAGUGCAUUAGCGUUGCGGCGUCGGAACUGUGCGUGUGGUGCGAAGACUCGGAACUGUUGCAGAGUAAGACGCCGCGCUGCAACGUGUCGUCGAAUCAUACGAAUAACUGGUGUAACUAUACUGUGAGUCCUCGGACGUGGGUAAUGGACGAGGUUCAAGGAGACGAUAAGGCUCAAGUUCAACCGUCUUUCUUUCAUUUGAAGAUGCGUCCAGGUGAUCCGGUCAAUCUUAGCAUUACUGUAACUCGGCUGCCAAACUACCCAAUCGAUCUCUACUAUCUCAUGGAUCUUUCAAGAUCCAUGACCGACGAUCUCCUGAAGCUGAAGACACUGGCCAAAGAUCUAUCGACACUGAUGCAGAACUUGACAAGCGAUUAUCGUCUCGGCUUUGGAAAGUUUGUUGACAAAGUUACUUGGCCAUACACGGAUACAUACGGACCAAGGUUGAAUAAUCCUUGUAUGGACGUACGCAACAAAUCUAAAAGUUGUCCUCCAUCAUACUCGUUUGUCAAUAGUCAACCAUUGACCGCCGAUGUAGACGCGUUUGAAAAAGCGAUUCAAAAAGAGGAAACUUCAAGUAAUGUAGAUUCACCAGAAGGCCAAUUUGAUGCUCUAAUGCAAGUUAUUGUGUGCACGGAUGAGAUCGGUUGGAGGAAGAAUGCCUGGCAUCUUGUCAUAUUGGCGACCGAUGAGCAAUAUCACGUGGCAGGAGACGGUCGGUUGGCUGGGAUAUAUGCUCCCAAUACAGGCAAGUGCAUGACCCCGAAAGGACCAAACGGCGAGUAUACAGGCGGUUUGAAGGAGGACUACCCAUCCAUCAGUCAUAUUAGAGAAAAGCUUCGCGAAAAACAGAUAAUUCCACUCUUCACGGUGACGCAGGCGUUUCGAUUGCUUUACGAACAUUUACAGGAAGGUCUAAUGCCUCUUACGUCUUUUGUUGGCACAUUACAAGCAGAUUCGGAUAACGUUUUGGACCUUAUCAAUACUGGCUAUGAGGCCAUAGCAUCAAGAGUGACUCUAGACGUCUCGAGUGAACUCGUUGAUGCGUCGAUCUCCGUUGUUGAAUGUGGCAGUAAUGGCAGUGUCACGGGAACUACGUGCGUCGGUGUCAACCUCAAUGAGAUGGCCGUAUUCAAUGUUGAGCUCAAACUGAAGGCUUGCGUCGAUGACGAGUUCAGUCUAAGGCUGGAGGCGAUUCCGUUCGGUGUGACGAUGGUCAACGUUACAUCAAUAUGUGAAUGUAACUGCAGUCUUCCUGAUGUGGCGAAUUCGUCGGACUGCAAUUAUCAGGGAUCUCUGAAGUGCGGAGCAUGCGAUUGUUUUGAUGACCGGAGUGGAGAUUUUUGUGAGAUCUUUUGUGUGCCUGGCGAACAAACAGUGACAGCCGCUUGCAGGCCAAACGAUCAAACAUUGGCUUGUUAUGGCCGAGGUCAGUGCGACUGCAACAGAUGUUUCUGUAACAAGAAUGACAACGGAGAAGACUUGUGGGUCGGUCAAUACUGCGAGUGUCCGAAACUUCGCUGCGUCGACGGCGCAAAUAGCCAACAGUGUGGCGGUCCUGCACGAGGAGAAUGCAAAUGUAAUCCGAUCAACGAGAACGAGUGCGAGUGUCGGUGUCACUGUAACGAAGGGUGGGACCACACUCCCGGACUUCUCGAUUGCGACUGCAAAACAGACACGAAGAACUGUGUGACGAGCGAAGGCGGAAAUCCCGAAGUGUUGUGCAGCGGUCACGGCAAAUGCGAAUGUGACACAUGCCAGUGCUGGCCGGCAUUCAUCGACGGCGACAAGUGUUUGCAGUGCACCACGUGUGAGUCGGUGUGUCAGAUAACGGAAGAUUGCGUAAGGCAGAAACUAUUUCAAACCGGCGAAUCAACAGUGUGUGAUUACACAUUUGAAGAAAUGAAAUUUGAUGAAUUUCCUGAUCCCUAUGUCGUCGGGAAUGGUACUGCUGAAUUUCACGAGACGUCGGUACUUUGCCAGUUCAAGGACAACGACUCGUGUGAUCACUUGUACUACAUUGGUUUUGAUCCAACUCAACGAGUAUUUGAUAAUGCUGACUCCAGUGAGAAGUAUUUUGGUUAUUUGGUCAUCCAUCAUCUGUCGAUUUCGUUCCGCAAAUGUCCGGGAGAGGUGGCGAUCGUCCCGAUUGUGCUUGGUAUUAUUGGCGGUAUUGUUCUUAUCGGGAUUCUACUGUUGCUGUUGUGGUGGCUACUUCAUAAGCUUGCGCUACAUCGGGAGUACUCAGCAUUUAAACGUGAAAUGGCCAGUGCUAAUUGGAACCAGACAACUAGUCCUCUAUACGAACCACCAACAAAGAAGUACAAAAAUCCAGCAUACAAGAAGAAGACAAUGUCAUAGUUUCACGUCAUCUCCAGACUUGCUUUGGCAACUUCUAUACCCCUUUUUUGAUCUGGUGUUGGAUUGGUGGAGGUACAUUGUACUAAAGUACUUUUAGCUGAUAGAACUAUGUAAGUGCCCAAAAUUUUUGUGUGGCUGGGGAUUGAAUUUGAUGAAUACUAAUAGCUAUUGUAGCAAUUCGAAACGAUUAGAAUGUUUGGCAUGACUUGUAGCUUUAAACUGUUACUACAUGUUGAUUGUCAUUUACACA